Messenger RNA from Penicillium macrosclerotiorum, 849 nucleotides. RefSeq names its product class I SAM-dependent methyltransferase. Lineage: Eukaryota; Fungi; Ascomycota; Eurotiomycetes; Eurotiales; Aspergillaceae. The transcript has 2 exons. The record is from RefSeq and is a predicted model, not a curated record. The coding region runs from base 1 to 849 and encodes 282 amino acids.
AUGGCAUCCGAUAACCGAAAGCCCCAGUGGUAUCGGGAACAAGUUCAAAGCAUUAAUCCUGAUGCCCAACGGCUUUUAGAAAAUUAUAGCCAUCUUGCACCCGACGAAGUUCUCCCCCAUGUUCUGUCAUUGCGAGAUGAAGCCUUUGCGGUCUUCCAUUAUGCAUGCAUUGGCCAAAUGCGCUUUCUAUCCUUCAACUUGUCCCACAUGCCGUUUUACAAGAAAUUGCUAGAAAGGCUCCAAUCAAACCCUACGGCAGUCUUUUUAGAUGCAGGAUGCUGCUUUGGACAGGAGAUUCGUUUCUUGGCAGAUCAAGGAAUUCCAGGAAGUCAGCUUUUUGGCUGUGACCUUGAACAGGUGUUUAUUGAUCUCGGUUAUCAGCUCUUUCGAGACAAGGAUACACUGGAUGCAAAGUUUGUGACUGGAGACCUCACUGAAGACGAUGAUCAAUUCCAUAGUGGCCGGUUGUCACAGGAACUCGCUGGCAAAAUCGACGUGAUAUUCGCCAGCUCUCUAUUUCACAUGUGGGACUAUGAUACUCAGCUUAGAGUCGCUACUAGAAUGGCUAAGUUCUGUACUGACAAAGAAGGUGUGAUGAUCUCUGGACGACAGAUGGGAAGUCUAGUUGGUGGUCACUACAACAUGGCAGGCAUGAAGGAUGGAGCAAUGCACUACCGACAUGACACCAAGACAAUGGAAGACUUUUGGAGAAAGGUCGGUGAAGCCACCCAGACCGUGUGGAAGCUCGAGUCCGGUCUCUACUGGGGACAGGAACUUGACCAGACAAAAGAUGCACCUUGGUUUGAUGAUAACUUGCGAAUGAUGUGGUGGUGUGCAACAAGACAAUAG